AUCCGCUUUGUGGCCUGCAUUGUUUAUGUUGCUCGCGUUAUUCCAAAACAGUGUCCAAGGGUGUUUUGUCUGGAGUAUUAAGGAUCACUCUUUAAAGGUGUGCAUAACUAUUUUGUUUUAAAAUACAUUUUAGUCUAAUUGAGAGAUUACAUUCCGUAUACCACAAAAUAAUACCUGCUUGAUAUUGGCAUUGAUUUCAAAUUAUGGUCAUGUGAGUAUGCUGCUAUGCAUGACUGACGACGAUGAUACUGAUUCAGUCGGUGAUUGAAGUCAUGGCUAGAACCUGGCCUGGAGCUCUUUUCAUUUUAAAACUUUAGCCUGAAUUUAUGGCAUCAGCUCAGUAUGUUACAUUACAUGUCUGAGUUAUAUUUUAUUGUUAAUUGAGAGGUGACUUGCUUUAACUUUAGUAGUCACUUCAUAACUGUGCCGUGUGAAGUGAGAAACAAAAAGGUAAUUUACCACUUGAGCGUCGGCCAAGAAAAAAUCCAGUUGUUCCGGUUGGAAGGGCUAUUUAAACAACUAUUCUUACAUUGGAGUCUGUUAAUAUUUUUGCUAUCAUAUAGAGGCUAUAAAGUUAUAUACCGUAGCACAAUAAUAAUACAUUUAAAUAAUUAUUACUGCCAAGCUACCGAUAUGCCAGGAAGAAAAAGAGACAACAAUUAUUUUUUUUUGAUCCAGAUGAUGCGGAUGUCCACACACAGAAUGUGGAAAACGUGAAUGCUCAGAAAGCGUAAACUGAAAAGACAGUUUGGCACAAGAAUUGCCGCUGAUCUUUCCCCUUCAUAUUUACGUGGAUUCAUGUACCACAACCGUUUUCGUAGAAAUGAUAUUUUUUUAAACUUCAUUGUCAACUUGGGGGAGAACUAUGCAUAAUUCCAUUUUCACAGAUUAUCUUCUAUUUCAAAAAAAUUGUGAUAGUUUUUCUAUUUUAAAAAAAUUGUCUAUUAUGGGAAUGAAUACGUACAACCAAUGUCAUUAAAAAUAAUAUAAGAAAAGUUGUUUAAAUAGCCUUUCCAACCGGAACAGCUGGAUUUUUUCUUGGCCGACGCUCAAGUGGUAGAUUACCAAUAAAAGUGUGUGGGCAUAGUGGGUUUAUCUUCAUCAAAACUUUUGAACCCUGCUUAGAAGAAUGCCAGUAUUUUUUGAGUACCCUGUCUCAGCAUCACUUAUGACUUCAUCAAAGAGGGAUAUAAUCCGUGUGUCAAUGCAAGAGUUGACUAUAACAAGAAAAUCAGCCUCAUUAAAACUGGCAGUCUACACGCCUUUACUCUUUACCACUUAUUAACUUAGUAUAUUCUUCUCUUUGAACUUUUAAAAUUUAAAUGUAUGCAAGGUUGUUUUUUUUUAAAAUCAUUUUUGACAUUUUGUAGUCCAAAAGGUAUCAAAUCUUAAAUGGACUUAGCAUUUUGAAAGCUUCUGCAGCACUCCUACCUGGUAGGCUACCAGCAGAUCUCUGAGCACUGUGUGGAGUAUUUUCUAAUAUACUGAUGUCCGUUACUACACAUAUGGAGAAAAAUGUCAUCUUAUUACACAUUGUGAUAUAUUUCUUAAAGUUUGAUCUAAGUUCUCGGAAUACACACACCCCAAAUAAAUUAUUAUUUUGAUCAUCGCAGUAAAUAUAGACGAAAUAACACGACAAUACUGUAUCAAUGUAAUGAUAUUGUGAAUAGUCUAAGACUUUUGUUAAUUUUUUUUUUUAAGUUAAAGAGACACGUUAUAUGUUAUUUUAACUCCUAGGAAAUAACUCCAAAAAAACUAUCCAAAGAGUUGGUUACAUUAUAUCCCACAUGCCCCAACACCUUUGCAAUAGAAGUCAGAGCUCAUAGUAGAGCUGGAAAGAACAAAUACUGCAUGAACAAUGGCUUUUAUGUCGAAAAAAUUGGCAAGCAAGAUUUCGUUUAGAAUUAAGGCUUGCUAUGACUUCUUGUGAUUGGUCAUUCUGAAUAUUUGUCAUCUCCAACUAACUACACUUCAUGGAGUAUCAACUGUUUUGUUUUUUGUGAUUUUUCACUAGUAUAUAUAUGAAAAAAUUAGCUAUGAAGUGGACUGAAAAUAGUUUGUCAAUCUGAAAUUACUUUGAGGAGCAGUUUGGAGUACAUGGCAAACAGGAGACAAGUCCUGGGGUGAAGUGUGGGCUAUCAUCCUAGGCCCUCACCUUUGCAAUAAAUAUGUAUUUAUUUCUUAGCCAAAAAAAAAUACAGGAAAGCCAUUCCCAAGUUUUCCUACAGGACUUGCUUCCUGAUUGUAAAAGCUAAAUGACCGGGUUUCUAAAACCGACAUCUGUUUUGUUUGAAAAUACUGGUAUUAACAUCCCUAUUCCGAAAAAAACUUAUUGUGUUACUUUAUGUUUUAAAAAGGAAAGACUUGAAUAGGUUAUUGCUAAAUUGAGAUAAACUAAACUAAUUAGAUUUUAUGUUAUCAAAAAAAAAAUUAAUAAAUAUUAUUAUUCUUAAUAGUCCCAAAAAAUUGUUGUUUUGCAGAUGCUGAAAAGUUGUCUAUAAUUUAAUCAACAUACAAUUUUAAUUUUCUUUACAUAGUUUAUCCAUUUCAAAAACCUUUUUUAAUAAAACCACAUAAAAGGAUUUAAUUGAAUAGACAAAGCAGGUGGGUAGUGGCUACGUUCAUGCUGAUUAUUCUAUUUACACAGCAUUUGAUGAAGGUGUUCCUAGGCAACUGUUUCAUCCCAGCUUCUUUGCAAAUUAGUCGCAAAGAAGUAGAAACCCACUGUAGAAAUCCCUAUUAAAGGGCGUGUGACGCUUCCCCAGGAUGGGAGGGGGGGGGGGAGAGUUUAGAACUAAAUAUACCAUCCAUACUCCCUGGGAAAAUCGACUGAUGCUGUGAGAGCAUCGUCACCUUCCGACCCGUUGUCCUUGCGCUGGGAUGGCCUCUGUUAGUACCCAAUCGAGUGGAUGCUGGUGUGGGCUGUCCUGGCAAAGGGAGAUCUCUAACGUGCCGCUUUGCAGCCCAAUCCUCAGGCUAGAGAUGGGGUGCUUUGGGGAGAGCAUAAAGAGUUUGGUACUAGCUCAACGACCCACUGACGCCAUUUAUUAAUGUACAGAGCUUAUUCUUAAUAAUAAUAUAUGCUGAUUGUACAUGAGGGAUAAAACUAUUUAUGACUAGGAAACUCUGCUACAAACAGUUUAAUACAUUGAGCUAUAGUGAACUCUUAACUCUGCUCUAAAACUACCACACACUUAUUUAAUGGAGUUUUAGGAAAUCAUGCAGAAUUAAACUUAAUAAGCUCUUAUCGACAAAACUAAUUUUAAAUUUCAUAAUUUUAGGAAGGUAAUUAAUAAUUUAACUUUAACUGCAGGCUCAGAAUUAAAAAAACUUUAUGUAGGUUUACUCUUUCAAUACAUGUACUAAUAGUGAUCAUUUUUUUAAAUCGUUUUGCGCCAUGGCAUGAAAUUGUUUAGUUGUGUUUAUUUAUGCAUGAACUCAUAUAUUGAUUAUAUAUUAAUAAAUUUUCAAUUUUGAGUUUCUAACUGUACUGAUUACAACUGACUAACCAGGACCAAUGUCCAAAAACCUGCACUGUACUGGUAGAAAAGGGUUAAAAUGGCCGCCUUACAUAUUCUAAAUAUGAAUUUUUUUUCAAAUUGUUCACCAUAGCUGUAACCAUUUCACUCUAGUUUUUUUUUUUUUAAUGUUCCGUGUUUCAUCUCCUAAGUAUUAAUGGUUUUUCCUUUAAUAAUUGCUUUUAUAAUUUAUAUUUAUUUUAUGAUGUUUUAGCAUUAUAUCACCUCUCUUUAUAGUCAUAGCAUAAGUUACUUGCUCUAAUGAAGUCAUAUUAAGAGGUAUUGAAAGUUUCAUACUUUUUUUCUGUUACCAGUGCAGUACAUCUGUUUUUACACCUUUCAGUGCUAGCUAGGGGUGGAGCAUUCAUUACAAUUGUUUGGAUUGUCAACUGAAGUCAGGCAUGAUAUGAAUUGUAAUUGUUAUAUAUUAAAUGGAAUAAAUUUCUUUGGCAUGAUGAAGCAAAUUGUUUGUGCAUAAUAAUAAUUUAAUUUAUUAACAAAAACACUUUGAUUACUCAAAACAAAUUUAUAAUACUGGUAUAUAUUUUUAUACAAGUUCCAAUGGUUCAAAAAUUGGAGACAGUUUCAAAUUCAUGACAUCACAGAUUUUAGUUCUCUAUAUAAAGUAGUUUAUUAAUAACUCUGGGUAAAAAGUCACUUAAAAUUAUGUCUUGAAAACAGCAGUAAAACGUUUUUUAAUGUUUGAAACUCUGGACUAAUUUCAUGAUUAAUAUUGUUUUAUGCAUACAACUUUAUCUCAUCAUCAAAAUCUUGCAUUUACAUGAAAUAAAAUUUAAUUAUACUAAAAAUUAUUAUUUCAAAAUAAUAAUUUGAUUAUGCAAUGAAAUGAAAAAAAGUAUUUCUUUUGAUAAACAUUAUAAUUAAAAGCUUGACAUUAACUUAGCCCAUGCAAAGCUCCUUAUAUAUUUUCUCAUCUUCUCCCUGACCUAGAUAUCAGAACCACUCAGUCUUACCUUUGCUCUUUUUCAAGGUUCACUCUACUGUCCAGAUUGCCUUCCUAUCUCAACCACUCCCUCCCCUAUAUCUGCACAUGUAGCUUGGUUGCUCCAAAAACUCAUUUCCCUGUCCAGGUGUUAGUCAUAAAGCUUUUUUUAUUUUGGUCUGUGUAUGGUAGGUCAUGGUAAACAGACAGGUCUGGAGUUUGAUGAAAGUUGUGGUGUGUGGAAGACUUCUCAAUGUUGGUGUAACUUUGUUUAGAGGUUAAACUUUUGUUUUCUUAUUGUGUGGUGUGAGCAAGCCAUUGUUUAGGUGUUUUAGCUUCUUUUCUUGUUUUUUUUUUUAUGUUGUUAAAUUAAUGUUAGUUUUAGGAAAACAAGUCCUCCAAUUCUCGUAUAAAGCAUGUCCUUUAUCUGGGUUUUUUUUUGGUUUUUUUUACCUGUAGAUUUUCUUAAUUUUCAAGCUGCAAUUCUUGUUAAGGUGCUUUUUAAUUGUAGCAGUGGUUAUUUCUUUACAGUUUCAGGAAAUUGUGAUUAAGUAUUUUUAGUGUAUCUAUUUCCCAGGAUAUGUUUUCUUUGAUGUAAGAAGCCUAUUUGGAGUGCAGCGGCCUUUUAAUUCCUUUUCUACUGACUAAUGCUCUUUGUAUUUUCUACUGGUUAUUUAAACUGAGCAGAGAAGGAAUUAGAAAAAUGAUUCUUGACUUUUUAAAAAUGUAUUAUUAUUACUGCUGAGUUGGGGGUGAAAUUAAACUUAAAGAUUAUUAAUAAGUUUGCCUAUCUAUAUAACACAACCUAGCAGUUUUAAUUUGACUAUUAUCUGAACUCAAGUGACUUUCAAGAAUAGAACUUACUCUGUUUUUUUUUGUUGGGGUGUUUUGUGUGGUUGUUACAUGACUUGUUUUCAUUUUAUGAGUUUUCUUUUGUGAGAAUUUAGUUAAUUUGUAAUAGUCCAUUCAUAUUUCUUUACAAUGGAUUAGUACUUCCUAGCUUAACAAUAAUGAUUUUUCAAUAUGUUAACUUUGUAUUUAUAGCAUUCACAUAUAUAUAUAUAUGUACAUGCUCCACCUGUGGCUAUUUUGUAAUGCUUGAAAUAUCCUUGUUAGCGUUAACUAAACAAAAGCUGUCGCAUGGGAACAACAUUAUUUGUGAAAUAUCUUUAUACAAAAAAAAAAAAUAGUUUUGAAAAGUUUAAAAGGCUUGUUUCAAAAUUUGCCCUAUUUAAUACUGAUUUUUUAUACUCAAAGUUUCCUUUAUAACAUAUUUUAAUUAGAUACAAACUAUAUAAGUCUAUUUACAUGUAUAAGUCAAUAUGUUAAUUCUGUGCUGAGUUGUUUUUUUUUAAUGUAUAGGCAAGAAUUACUUUGCAUAAUGUGAGAUUCUCACCUACACUUGUUUGUUAACUUUAUUACAGGAGAUGGUGAUGUGGUCUUCCAACAGAAAUGGGGGCCUGUUAUUCUAAAAGUGCAUGUGACACUGAUGAACUUAACAGCUACAAGCCACCAACGAUAAAAACAAAAGACUCGAAGAAAGCCAAGAAGAAGUUCCCAGAAAAUUUUCAGGAAACUGUCCCGUUACAGGAAAGUGGUGAUGAGGACACAGACCUGGGAAUUUUUUUAGAACAAUGUCCUGGUGAAAAAAAUACAGUACCCAUCAAUCAUCAGAUAUCACGAACUUCUACACCUGAGUUUCCGUCCGAUCACACAGAUGAAAAAACAGGUGAUAGAGGGGUGGCACCCUCUGACAGUGGGGUUGAGAGCAUUGGCACAGCACCAGAGGAAUUUCUGGAACAUGGGACUUCUAAACCCGUCCCAGAUGAGCUCAAUAAAAAGUUAGAGCGCCUCAGUCGAGGCUCGUGCAGCAAAUGUGGAAAUUUCAAACUUGAUGACUCGGCUUUCACUGCCUUGUUGGCCGACACAUAUUGUUCAUGUGGGCCAAGGCAACCAGGGAAGCCAAGCAUAAACCCUCAGUGUCAGACCCACGGUCAGAAAAAGCAAAUUAUUGUGGAUAAGAAUGGGCUGAAAUCAAGUCUCAAAAAUCCCUGUCUGGCCCAGAAAGAUAAAAAUCUCAGAAUCUCUAUAAGAUCUGCCGAGCGUUUAGACAUGGCCCUCACCCUGCUGUCGUCAGCAGAGAAAAGCCGGUAUGACAUUUCAGAUAAGUGUGCAGAGGAGUACGAGCUGGCUCAGGCACCCCUGGCUCACUUUGACUCAAUUGAUACUGUCCUCAAUGACACUCCAAACCAGAGGAAUCAGAAACGGAGAAGUUUGCUCAGUGAGAUUCUGGAUAUAACUGACUCCAUCUGUAGGUGUGACUUUUACUCCAAUGAAUACUGUUGUCCACAGGCUCAUGAUGAAAAUAUAGAGUCAGAUUUCUUAAGUGUGGUUUCAGAGUCCAACCAUGAACAGUGUGUGGCAACUGAAAUGGAUAAAACAAAUUAUGAAAAUCAUGGUAAAAACAUCUUAUCGCUGCAAGAGACUGAUGAAUUAGAUUCAGACAGCAUUCAUAAUAUGGGCUCUGCAAACAAGAAGAGCACAAGCUUGCCGAAAAAUGUUUCCUUUGCAACAGCCAAGGCAGAUGAAAUAGACCCCCUUUCCCAGAAUGCAGCUCCACAGAUAGACUCCAGCAAGUCGGAGAUGUCUUCAGGCAUCUUCACCAACAGCAGCACAUCAGAGCCAUACCUACACAGAGCCAUGAAAAAAGGUGUGGAAAUUUCUUUCAUUAAGGAAAGGGGCUAUGUUGAGAUUAGCCUCAAAUUUAAAAAUUGAUAUCUUCCAAUACUAUAAGCUUUAGUUCAUUUAUAAUUUAUGUUCUUUAACUUUAAUGGGGAAUUUACUGAAAUAAUGUUUGAAAAUUUAGAUUACGAACCUUUAUGCGAAGAUAGGUACCGGGUACUGGAUCUUUAUUGAUAUAAUAAAUUUUAGUGUAAUGGUGAUGGAAUACAGAAUCCACAUUGACUAGCUGCGUCAGUUUAAGGGACCAAUGACUUAAGAGCAGGAUGACUUGGCUUGUGUGCCCUGAAUCAAUUAUAAUCUGUGCUUUUAAAAAAAUAUCUAUAAUUUAUACUUUAUGGUUUUCUUAUUAUUUUACUCAGCUGCACAUAAAAGGACAUUAUCUUUGAGUAGCAGGGGUGUUGUGCUGAGCGAUUCAAGCAGUGAGGCCCUCAAUGAUGGUACAGAAGAUGACCUGGCGAGCUUGGAUCUGGACAGCCUUAGCAGAGCUACAUCUCUGUCAUACAGCAGCAUCAGGUGAGUGCUCUCUGUUUUAUAUGUAAUUUUUUUCUUUCCUUCCAGUAAUUAUUUACCUGCUAAAAAGUAAUUAGCCAAAUAGUUCUUCUUGGUUUUUUAGUAAUCAAAGGCUUUGUUUAAACUUUGUCAUUUUCAUAAUAAAUCUUUCUUUAUUUUAAAAGUGUGUACAAAUUCCCAUAUCCAAUAAUUUUUUUAAUUUUUAUAUUAAAUCAUUUGUACGUUCCCAUAUUCAGUAACUUAUACAUGUUUCUAUAUUCAAUUCUUUUAUAUAUGUUUCUAUAUUUAAUUCUUUUGUAUAUGUUUCUAUAAUUAAUUAUUUUGUAUAUGUUUGUAAAUUGAAUAAAUUGUUUAUGCUUUCAGGCAGUUGGUGGAGAGCACAGAAGACUUGGUGUCACUGGAUAAUGCAGUGCGGAUGAAUGUUGAUGGGGUGGAUUGUGUUGUCAUUCCUAGUGAGACCUUCUGUCAAAUGCAGACUGAUCUUGCAACACUUAAACAACAGCUGCUGUGCCUGUCCUCACUCAUCCAAGAGGUGUGUGACAGGGCAGGUGCGUGCUAA
Lymnaea stagnalis (great pond snail) is the source of this 8272-nucleotide messenger RNA. NCBI's taxonomy places the organism in Eukaryota, Metazoa, Mollusca, Gastropoda, Lymnaeidae. The record is from the annotation of a GenBank genome assembly.